CCCGCGCCCGCGCCCGCGCCCGCGACACCAAGUUGUGGCAGAGACCAGCUCUUCUCCAGACUCACUCACUCACCAUCUCUGCUGUUUAGAGAGAGAGAGAGAGAGAGAGAGAGAGAGAGAACUCCCUCAAGGUCGUUGUCAUCCGGUCGGCCCGCCUUCCCUCCCGGGCGAACAUCGCCACAUAUGGGCUCUCUCCUUCAGGACGCGGGGCCGAUGCGGCGCCCGCUCCGUGAAUCUAUCCCUCCUCUCGUCUUCGGCACGGCCACGUUCAAUACCCAAUAUGUCCCCAACCCGUUCGAUCUCCCCGCCCUGUCUAUCGUGUCGCGCGCGCUCGACCUUGGGGUCAAGGCCUUUGACACCUCACCUUACUACGGUCCGUCCGAGCUGAUCCUCGGCGGCGCGCUUUCGCACCCCUCCAUCACCGCCAAGCACCCGCGACCCUCGUACUUCCUCGUAACUAAGGCGGGCCGCAUCGCCGGCGACACGUUCGAUUACAGCCCAGCCUGGGUUCGAUACUCGGUGUACCGAAGUCUGGAGCGGCUGCAUACCUCCUAUCUCGACCUAGUGUACAUGCACGACGUCGAGUUUAUGUCGCCGCCGGAAGUCUUGGCCGCGGUACUAGAGCUUCGCCGGCUGUGCGGCGAGGGUGUGAUCCGGUACGUAGGCAUCAGCGGGUACCCCGUCGAGAAGCUGUGCUCGCUUGCGGAGAUGAUCCACCAGGAAACGGGUGAGCCCCUCGACGCCGUGCUGAGCUACGGUCACUAUACCAUCCAGAACACGACCCUAGGCGCGUCGGCCAUGGCGAGAUUCGAACAGGCCGGCGUCGACGUCGUGUUGAACGCCAGCAUGUUGGGUAUGGGCUUGCUGACCACAAGAGGCGCCGACGCGGGCCCGUUGGCCAAGUGGCAUCCCAGCCCCGAGGCUUUGAGGAAGGCGUGUCAAAAUCUGGUACCUUUGGCGACCGCCGCGGGCGAAAAGCUCGAGGCUGUCGCUAUCCGGUGGGCGCUGGACAACUGGUCGCGGGUUGGUGCGCCGAGAGGCAGUUGUAUUCCAACCCUCCCAGCCGCAGGCCAGGUGGGCGUGAGUGUGAUGGGCAUCUCGAGUGUAGCCGAACUAGAGGAGACGUGCCGCGUCUUCCAAAGUGUGACAGAGGGCCUAGCACCCGAGACAUCAGAUCAGGGCCAGGCGAUGCGGAGGCAGUGGAGCUUGGACCGCCGCCGAAAGGUCCAGGGGCUCGUAGAGCAGAUGUGGUCCGUCCUAGGGAGCUGGAAGGACUACAGCUGGGACAGUCCCGAGCCCGGCUUUAUCAACGGGAGAAAACCCGCAGACGUCGGCGCCACCCCCGAUGACGGUAUCCUUAUCAAAUACUCAUCCAAGCAGCAUCCCGUGCGCUUCAGAGUUGAAGAGCUGCCGGAGUUGGCUGCUUGAAGUCGUUUGUUUUAAAUGUGCCAAUUUAUCAAUAUUCAUGUUUCGUGGAGCUGUACAAGAUAGACGAGCCUAAAAGCGUGCUUCGUAGGAAAGGCCCGACACUGCACCACAGGCAAAUAUAAGAAACCUUUCCUCAUCACCUCUGCUGUCGCAUUCAUGAGCUGCAGUCCCGUAUAUAAUACCCUCCUCCCUUUCGUUUUAUACGAGUUCCCCUAGGGUUAAGGAGCUUAGAAUUUGCUUUUUCCCCUAAUCCACCACGAUCACAAAUCGCAAGGCUUUGAGAUUAUCUAGGGAAGGGGGCCGCACUGCGCGCUGAAAGAUCUGAAAAUCCUUCUCUCUUUACCUUGCAUUGUGAUGAGAUUGAUUCUUCUUCUCCACUCUUCCCGGCCAAUAUCGCCGAAUACACUAGAUGAUUCCCGAACCGAGCAUUCAUCGAACCGAGCAUUGAUGAAUGCAAAAAGAAAGUUUCAACCCCCGAGACCCUCCGGUGCACCUUAUCGUUUCUUUAGUUCAGCCGAGAAAAUUGCCCUCCUUUCCCC
Durotheca rogersii is the source of this 1967-nucleotide messenger RNA. Its product is annotated as Aldo/keto reductase. Gene Ontology annotation, cellular component: cytosol. The transcript has a single exon. Gene Ontology annotation, molecular function: D-arabinose 1-dehydrogenase [NAD(P)+] activity. Lineage: Eukaryota; Fungi; Ascomycota; Sordariomycetes; Xylariales; Xylariaceae. Gene Ontology annotation, biological process: dehydro-D-arabinono-1,4-lactone biosynthetic process. The record is from RefSeq and is a predicted model, not a curated record. The coding region runs from base 184 to 1428 and encodes 414 amino acids.